UGGGAGGGAAACUAGUGAACUUAAAAAUUAACCUGAGAUAAAUAAAGCCUUAAAUUUAAGACUUUUUAAGUCUCUAAGGUUCGUCUCGGUGAUAAGAUCUAAGACCGUCUGGUAAUCAUUUUUAGCCAGAGUUUUCGACUAUACUCUGCACUACUCUUCAGUUUGUUUUACCUUUUUAUAGAUUGUAUUUAGGUAGGUACUAAUAGAAAUUAAAUAAAUCAAUAUUCAGGAAGGUACUUAUAUAUAAAUUUUUCUUAUGAUUUUGCUCCCAAACCAGCAAGAAUAAAUUAAAACUUUUAGCUUGUCUUGCAAAAAAUGCAAUAAAGUGAAUCUGAAUACUACCAAACACAAAAACUAUUAAAAGUAACAUACAAUAAUCUGUAUUUAAUCUUAAUUAAUUAAUUAAACAAUUUUAUUUCUUGAAUUUUCAUGAUAACAGAAUAAUUUUGUAACGAACAAAUUCAAAAUAAUCUGCUAACUUGCCGCCUUUUCCGCCAGAUGCACAAGUAAGACAAAUACUUGGAAACUCCUCCAAAUUCUCCUUACUUUUUACACCUUUUCCAUGGCUAAAAUAAAAUUAAAAUUACCCACAAUUUCUUUUUAAAGGACAAAAAAUGACCAAUGAACCCUUUCAAUGCAAAAAAAAACAAAAUAUCCUCCCUAAUAAAUAAAAAUAAAGGAAUAAAAAUAAAAAUUGGAGUAAUUCUCAGCACAUGUUCCAAACUCCAUUUCUCCAGUGGAAGGUCGUCGGUUGUGUCGCGGAAGUUUUUACUGCGAUACCGGCGACGUGUCAAAAGAAAAUUUUGUGCGGUGGCAUGUUUCGUUUUUAGAGUUUUUAGAGUAAUUUACCGUGAGCACCGGGCUAAAAAUGAGUCGUCCAAAGACACUAAAUCGCCAGACGGCCGGAUACGCGAGUUUAAUUACAUUUGCAGUGUUAUUCCUGGCCUGGGUGUCUGGGUUUUCGUCUCGCCUCUUUGCCGUGAUUCGAUUCGAAUCCAUCAUCCAUGAGUUCGAUCCCUGGUUCAACUACCGGGCCACGGCGUAUAUGGUGCAGCAUGGCUUCUACAAGUUCCUCAAUUGGUUCGAUGAGCGCGCUUGGUACCCUCUGGGGCGCAUUGUGGGCGGGACCGUGUACCCGGGGCUCAUGAUCACCUCCGGCAGCAUCCACUGGCUGCUCCAUCUACUCCACAUACCCAUCCACAUUCGUGAUAUUUGCGUCUUUCUCGCACCUAUCUUUAGCGGGCUCACAGCCAUCUCCACCUACUUGCUCACGAAGGAGCUGUGGUCAGCCGGAGCGGGGCUCUUUGCGGCCAGUUUCAUUGCCAUUGUACCCGGGUACAUUAGUCGCAGUGUAGCCGGGAGCUACGACAAUGAAGGCAUUGCCAUCUUUGCCCUCCAAUUCACCUACUUCCUCUGGGUGAAGUCCGUGAAGACGGGAUCUGUCUUCUGGGCCGCAAUGGCAGCUCUAUCCUACUUCUACAUGGUAUCCGCAUGGGGAGGAUACGUCUUUAUCAUUAAUCUCAUCCCCCUCCACGUAUUUGUACUCCUCAUCAUGGGUCGUUACUCACCACGCCUCUUCACAAGCUACACCGUCUUCUACAUCCUCGGCCUUCUGCUCUCCAUGCAGAUUCCCUUUGUGGGAUUCCAGCCCAUUCGUACUAGUGAGCAUAUGGCUGCUUCUGGGGUGUUUGUCCUCCUCAUUGCUGUCGCCCUGCUCCGUCAUAUGCAGACAGUUCUCACAAAGCAGGAAUUCCGCAGAGUUUUCAUCAUUGGUGGACUCUCAGCAGCUGGCCUUGUAUUCCUUGCUGUUGUCAUUCUCACGAUAUCCGGUGUUGUAGCACCAUGGAGUGGUCGCUUCUACUCCCUCUGGGACACUGGCUAUGCUAAAAUUCACAUCCCAAUCAUUGCAUCUGUGUCGGAGCAUCAACCCACCACGUGGUUCUCCUUCUUCUUUGAUCUCCACAUUCUCGUUUGCACAUUCCCCGUGGGUCUCUGGUACUGCAUUAAACGCAUCAACGAUGAGCUCGUCUUUGUCAUUCUCUACGCCAUCAGUGCUGUCUAUUUUGCCGGAGUUAUGGUGCGCCUCAUGCUCACACUCACUCCCGUUGUCUGCAUUCUCAGUGGUGUGGCAUUUUCCGGACUCCUUGAGGUCUUCCUAAAGGACGAACAUGCACCAUUGAAUGCAACGGGUGGAGUAGUGGAAGCAGAAGAGCCCGUAGAGAAGAAGAAUAUGUACGACAAAGCAGGGAAAUUGAAACAUAGACCAAAGCACGAGGCCACAUCCCAUGAUACCGCCAAUGCUGGAGCAGGUGGAAUGGGAUCGAAUCUCAAGAGUGUGGUGAUUGUGGCCGUCCUUAUGAUUCUCAUGAUGUUCGCUGUCCACUGUACGUGGGUAACGAGCAAUGCCUACUCCAGCCCAUCAAUUGUGCUGGCUUUCUACAAUAGCGCCGAUGGGACACGCAAUAUUCUCGAUGAUUUCCGCGAGGCAUACUACUGGCUCUCCCAGAAUACAGCUGAUGAUGCCCGGGUGAUGUCUUGGUGGGACUAUGGGUAUCAGAUAGCGGGAAUGGCAAAUCGGACGACUCUAGUGGAUAAUAAUACGUGGAAUAACAGCCAUAUUGCCCUCGUUGGUAAGGCAAUGUCCUCCCCUGAGGACAAGGCGUAUGAGAUUAUGACUUCACUCGAUGUUGACUAUGUGUUGGUGAUCUUUGGCGGUGUUAUCGGCUACUCUGGAGAUGAUAUCAACAAAUUCCUCUGGAUGGUGCGAAUUGCCGAAGGAGAACAUCCCAAGGAUAUUCGUGAAAGUGACUUCUUCACAGAUCGUGGAGAAUUCCGUGUGGAUGCCGAAGGAGCACCUGCCCUGCUAAACUGUCUCAUGUACAAGUUGAGCUACUACAGAUUCGGAGAACUCAAAUUGGACUACAGAGGAGCUGCCGGAUACGAUCGCACACGCAAUUCCGUAAUUGGCAAUAAAGAUUUUGAGCUGACGUAUUUGGAGGAGGCAUACACAUCGGAGCACUGGCUUGUGCGUAUUUAUCGCGUGAAGAAGCCCCACGAAUUCAACAGGCCAAACCUCAAGGAGGACGAAAGAGUGUUCCCAUCGACCGAUUAUGUGUCACGAAAGACUUCAAAGAGGAAGAAAGGCUUCAUCAAAAACCGGCCAGUUGUCGUGAAGGGAAAGAGAAAUGCAGGAACAAAAUAAAGAAGGUGAUGUACAACAACUUUUUCUAUCACACCACAACAUACUUUUGCAGUGUCCAAUAUUUAAAAGAAAAUGGAUAAAAUAGAUUUUAUGCGGAAAAUGAAAUAUUAAAAUUGAGAAAGAAUUGCGAGGAAUACAUGAAAACAAAACAAGUAAAAAAAAACACUCAUCAAUCCACAUUACCCCAAUAGUUUUGGAUGAACAAAAGAAUAAUUAAAUAUUAGCCCAAAUGUUGCUCCAGUGGAAUGAAUAAAAAAAAACGUAAAUGAUAAAAAUACAGAUAAAAUUAUUUUCAUGUGGCCUUAAAAGUGUCCAGUCGACUUUUUUGUGUGUUGAGAAAGCAAAACCAUUCAAAAAAAAAAAGAUAUGCGAGACAGAUAAGAAGAGAGAUUAAACACGGAAUUGGCCAAUAAUAUGAGGAUAAGUCUCUGAUAUGGAUUUCAUGGCGCGAUGAGGCGAUUUUUAGGGAGAGAGAAAUGCGUUAAUUAAAAAAUAUUGUAGAAACAAUUGAAACAUUCAUAAUUAAUUUGUACAACUAUUCGUGUGAUCAUACCAAGCUCUUUGAAAAAUGUGUAAUAGAUUCAAAACAACAUGAUGAAGAACAUUCAUUCGUUCGUACUAGGCACUUUGAUUGCAAUUAAAAUGUUUGAUUAAAUGUUUAUUAAUUAUUUUUCCCGCUUCAGGGAAGGAAAAAAAAUGUAAAAGAUUCACUUUUGAUUUGCCGUCACGAAAGUCACUGAAUUAUUAUUAAUUUUUUUUUUCGGAUGAAAUUCCCUGUUUUCUGUUGAAAUUUAUUUUGCGUAAAUUGUAUUAUGUAUAAAAUAAUAAAAUAAUUAUUAAGUACAUAAAUUUUGGGUAAUAAAUGAUGGCGGAAAAGUUGGAUGUGAAAAUAA
Messenger RNA from Lutzomyia longipalpis, 4095 nucleotides. It is a transcript of the gene Stt3B, whose product is annotated as dolichyl-diphosphooligosaccharide--protein glycosyltransferase subunit STT3B. The record is from RefSeq and is a predicted model, not a curated record. Lineage: Eukaryota; Metazoa; Arthropoda; Insecta; Diptera; Psychodidae. Gene Ontology annotation, biological process: post-translational protein modification. Gene Ontology annotation, molecular function: dolichyl-diphosphooligosaccharide-protein glycotransferase activity. The coding region runs from base 869 to 3202 and encodes 777 amino acids. The transcript is spliced from 5 exons. Gene Ontology annotation, cellular component: membrane.